ACUAUUUAAGAAGAUUAACUGAAUCUGUUUAGGAAAUCAUUACCAUAUCGCUAAUGUGUGUAUUAGCAAGUUGAUAGUGAUGUUUAUAGGAAUAUUCAUACUUUUAUUGGCAACAUUCAAGUUGGCUGCUACUGAUAAAUGCGAAAGAAUAGAUUGGCUACAACCUUUCAGUAAUGCCAGUGAUUUUUUCUGCUACUCCAACGGAUGGUUUCCAGAUAAAACCGAUUAUGAUUGCCGUAGAUAUUUUGUUUGUAUAAAAAAUUCGGAAAAUUUUAUACGGAUUUACCUGUCAUGUCCGGUUGGGACAUAUUUCAAUCCUCAUGUUAUAAGCUGUACGAAAGAUUAUGUAUGUCCCUAUCAUCUAACUACAACAACGACAGCGACAACAAAUAGGACAACAACAGAAGAAAUGCAACAAUCAAGAUUUUCAAAUUUGUGUUUAUACAAAACGAAUUUGAAUCAUUUCAAAUGCAAAACUAGCGGACGUUUCCCGAAUUACAACGAUCUUACUUGCGGUUCUUAUUUUCAUUGUAUCAAUGUCAUUUUCCCAAUUUUGAUUCUAAAAACGAAAUUGAAUUGUGGGCCUGCUACGUACUUCAAUCCUGAUACGAAACUAUGUGAAAUUGAUUAUGUAUGUCCUUGCAAUAAUAAUUUAACUACAAAUAAUGGUGAUUCGUUAUACUCAGAUACCACUAUGUCACUAUCUCCGGCAAUAAUUGAAUCUACAACUAUGUAUCAACCGUCUGUAGUGUCUACUACUAAUACGGAAACUGUUUCAAAACGUACUUCCUACUAUAUAACUGAAUCUACUUCUAUCGAUGAAUGUUUUUUCAAUUCUGAUCCAAAUUACUUCACCUGUACUGUUGAAGGUAGAUUCAGAAACGCAAACGACAAGACUUGUCAAACUUAUUUCUUGUGUAACAUCCUCAGUAGUGGUCGUGUCAUACAAACCAAAUAUUCUUGUCCAACUAAUUCUUAUUUCAAUCCCGAAAAGCAACUUUGCGAUGCAGAUUAUGAUUGCCCUUGUUCUUCAUCAGAAACUACAACAACUGAAGUGAUUACGACACAAGAAAUGACUGAAAUCACCACAGAAAGAGUUAAAACCGACAUAAUAGAAGGAACUACAGAAGAAAUGAUUACUGAAGAUGAUGAUAUUAAAACUACAAUAGGAAAUACGACGGAAUCAACCAGCACUUUGAAGGUUUCUACUGACACUACGUCUAUCGAUGAAUGUUUUUUCAAUUCUGAUCCAAAUUACUUCACCUGUACUGUUAAAGGUAGAUUCAGAAACGCAAACGACAAGACUUGUCAAACUUAUUUCUGGUGUUACAUCCUGAGUAGUGGUCGUGUCAUACAAACCAAAUAUUCUUGUCCAACUAAUUCUUAUUUCAAUCCCGAAAAGCAACUUUGCCAUGCAGAUUAUGAUUGUCCUUGUUCUUCUUCAGAAACCACUACAACUGAAGUGACUAGCACACAAGAAAUGACUGAAAUCACCACAGAAAGAGUUAAAACCGUCAUAAUAGAAGGAACUACAGAAGAAAUGAUUACUGAAGAUGAUGAUAUUAAAACUACAAUAGGAAAUACGACGGAAUCAACCAGCACUUUGAAGGUUUCUACUGACACUACGUCUAUCGAUGAAUGUUUUUUCAAUUCUGAUCCAAAUUACUUCACCUGUACUGUUAAAGGUAGAUUCAGAAACGCAAACGACAAGACUUGUCAAACUUAUUUCUGGUGUUACAUCCUGAGUAGUGGUCGUGUCAUACAAACCAAAUAUUCUUGUCCAACUAAUUCUUAUUUCAAUCCCGAAAAGCAACUUUGCCAUGCAGAUUAUGAUUGCCCUUGUUCUUCAUCAGAAACUACAACAACUGAAGUGAUUACGACACAAGAAAUGACUGAAAUCACCACAGAAAGAGUUAAAACCGACAUAAUAGAAGGAACUACAGAAGAAAUGAUUACUGAAGAUGAUGAUAUUAAAACUACAAUAGGAAAUACGACGGAAUCAACCAGCACUUUGGAUGUUUCUACUGAUACUACCUCUAUUGAUGAAUGUUCUUUCAAUUCUGAUCCAAAUUACUUCACCUGUACUGUUCAAGGUAGAUUCAGAAAUGCAAACGACAAGACUUGUCAAACUUAUUUCUGGUGUUACAUCCUGAGUAGUGGUCGUGUCAUACAAACCAAAUAUUCUUGUCCAACUAAUUCUUAUUUCAAUCCCGAAAAGCAACUUUGCGAUGCAGAUUAUGAUUGUCCUUGUUCUUCUUCAGAAACCACUACAACUGAAGUGACUAGCACACAAGAAAUGACUGAAAUCACCACAGAAAGAGUUAAAACCGUCAUAAUAGAAGGAACUACAGAAGAAAUGAUUACUGAAGAUGAUGAUAUUAAAACUACAAUAGGAAAUACGACGGAAUCAACCAGCACUUUGAAGGUUUCUACUGAUACUACCUCUAUUGAUGAAUGUUCUUUCAAUUCUGAUCCAAAUUACUUCACCUGUACUGUUCAAGGUAGAUUCAGAAAUGCAAACGACAAGACUUGUCAAACUUAUUUCUGGUGUUACAUCCUGAGUAGUGGUCGUGUCAUACAAACCAAAUAUUCUUGUCCAACUAAUUCUUAUUUCAAUCCCGAAAAGCAACUUUGCGAUGCAGAUUAUGAUUGUCCUUGUUCUUCUUCAGAAACCACUACAACUGAAGUGACUAGCACACAAGAAAUGACUGAAAUCACCACAGAAAGAGUUAAAACCGUCAUAAUAGAAGGAACUACAGAAGAAAUGAUUACUGAAGAUGAUGAUAUUAAAACUACAAUAGGAAAUACGACGGAAUCAACCAGCACUUUGAAGGUUUCUACUGAUACUACCUCUAUUGAUGAAUGUUCUUUCAAUUCUGAUCCAAAUUACUUCACCUGUACUGUUCAAGGUAGAUUCAGAAAUGCAAACGACAAGACUUGUCAAACUUAUUUCUGGUGUUACAUCCUGAGUAGUGGUCGUGUCAUACAAACCAAAUAUUCUUGUCCAACUAAUUCUUAUUUCAAUCCCGAAAAGCAACUUUGCGAUGCAGAUUAUGAUUGUCCUUGUUCUUCUUCAGAAACCACUACAACUGAAGUGACUAGCACACAAGAAAUGACUGAAAUCACCACAGAAAGAGUUAAAACCGUCAUAAUAGAAGGAACUACAGAAGAAAUGAUUACUGAAGAUGAUGAUAUUAAAACUACAAUAGGAAAUACGACGGAAUCAACCAGCACUUUGAAGGUUUCUACUGACACUACGUCUAUCGAUGAAUGUUUUUUCAAUUCUGAUCCAAAUUACUUCACCUGUACUGUUAAAGGUAGAUUCAGAAACGCAAACGACAAGACUUGUCAAACUUAUUUCUUGUGUAACAUCCUCAGUAGUGGUCGUGUCAUACAAACCAAAUAUUCUUGUCCAACUAAUUCUUAUUUCAAUCCCGAAAAGCAACUUUGCGAUGCAGAUUAUGAUUGUCCUUGUUCUUCUUCAGAAACCACUACAACUGAAGUGACUAGCACACAAGAAAUGACUGAAAUCACCACAGAAAGAGUUAAAACCGUCAUAAUAGAAGGAACUACAGAAGAAAUGAUUACUGAAGAUGAUGAUAUUAAAACUACAAUAGGAAAUACGACGGAAUCAACCAGCACUUUGGAUGUUUCUACUGAUACUACCUCUAUUGAUGAAUGUUCUUUCAAUUCUGAUCCAAAUUACUUCACCUGUACUGUUCAAGGUAGAUUCAGAAAUGCAAACGACAAGACUUGUCAAACUUAUUUCUGGUGUUACAUCCUGAGUAGUGGUCGUGUCAUACAAACCAAAUAUUCUUGUCCAACUAAUUCUUAUUUCAAUCCCGAAAAGCAACUUUGCGAUGCAGAUUAUGAUUGUCCUUGUUCUUCUUCAGAAACCACUACAACUGAAGUGACUAGCACACAAGAAAUGACUGAAAUCACCACAGAAAGAGUUAAAACCGUCAUAAUAGAAGGAACUACAGAAGAAAUGAUUACUGAAGAUGAUGAUAUUAAAACUACAAUAGGAAAUACGACGGAAUCAACCAGCACUUUGAAGGUUUCUACUGACACUACGUCUAUCGAUGAAUGUUUUUUCAAUUCUGAUCCAAAUUACUUCACCUGUACUGUUAAAGGUAGAUUCAGAAACGCAAACGACAAGACUUGUCAAACUUAUUUCUUGUGUAACAUCCUCAGUAGUGGUCGUGUCAUACAAACCAAAUAUUCUUGUCCAACUAAUUCUUAUUUCAAUCCCGAAAAGCAACUUUGCGAUGCAGAUUAUGAUUGUCCUUGUUCUUCUUCAGAAACCACUACAACUGAAGUGACUAGCACACAAGAAAUGACUGAAAUCACCACAGAAAGAGUUAAAACCGUCAUAAUAGAAGGAACUACAGAAGAAAUGAUUACUGAAGAUGAUGAUAUUAAAACUACAAUAGGAAAUACGACGGAAUCAACCAGCACUUUGGAUGUUUCUACUGAUACUACCUCUAUUGAUGAAUGUUCUUUCAAUUCUGAUCCAAAUUACUUCACCUGUACUGUUCAAGGUAGAUUCAGAAAUGCAAACGACAAGACUUGUCAAACUUAUUUCUGGUGUUACAUCCUGAGUAGUGGUCGUGUCAUACAAACCAAAUAUUCUUGUCCAACUAAUUCUUAUUUCAAUCCCGAAAAGCAACUUUGCGAUGCAGAUUAUGAUUGUCCUUGUUCUUCUUCAGAAACCACUACAACUGAAGUGACUAGCACACAAGAAAUGACUGAAAUCACCACAGAAAGAGUUAAAACCGUCAUAAUAGAAGGAACUACAGAAGAAAUGAUUACUGAAGAUGAUGAUAUUAAAACUACAAUAGGAAAUACGACGGAAUCAACCAGCACUUUGAAGGUUUCUACUGACACUACGUCUAUCGAUGAAUGUUUUUUCAAUUCUGAUCCAAAUUACUUCACCUGUACUGUUAAAGGUAGAUUCAGAAACGCAAACGACAAGACUUGUCAAACUUAUUUCUGGUGUUACAUCCUGAGUAGUGGUCGUGUCAUACAAACCAAAUAUUCUUGUCCAACUAAUUCUUAUUUCAAUCCCGAAAAGCAACUUUGCCAUGCAGAUUAUGAUUGUCCUUGUUCUUCUUCAGAAACCACUACAACUGAAGUGACUAGCACACAAGAAAUGACUGAAAUCACCACAGAAAGAGUUAAAACCGUCAUAAUAGAAGGAACUACAGAAGAAAUGAUUACUGAAGAUGAUGAUAUUAAAACUACAAUAGGAAAUACGACGGAACCAACCAGCACAUUGGAUGUUGCUACUGAUACUACCUCUAUUGAUGAAUGUUCUUUCAAUUCUGAUCCAAAUUACUUCACCUGUACUGUUAAAGGUAGAUUCAGAAACGCAAACGACACGACUUGUCAAACUUAUUUCUUGUGUAACAUCCUGAGUAGUGGUCGUGUCAUACAAACCAAAUAUUCUUGUCCAACUAAUUCUUAUUUCAAUCCCGAAAAGCAACUUUGCGAUGCAGAUUAUGAUUGUCCUUGUUCUUCAUCAGAAACUACAACAACUGAAGUGAUUACGACACAAGAAAUGACUGAAAUCACCACAGAAAGAGUUAACACCGACAUAAUAGAAGGAACUACAGAAGAAAUGAUUACUGAAGAUGAUGAUAUUAAAACUACAAUAGGAAAUACGACGGAACCAACCAGCACUUUGGAUGUUUCUACUGAUACUACCUCUAUUGAUGAAUGUUCUUUCAAUUCUGAUCCAAAUUACUUCACCUGUACUGUUAAAGGUAGAUUCAGAAACGCAAACGACAAGACUUGUCAAUCUUAUUUCUUGUGUAACAUCCUCAGUAGUGGUCGUGUCAUACAAACCAAAUAUUCUUGUCCAACUAAUUCUUAUUUCAAUCCCGAAAAGCAACUUUGCGAUGCAGAUUAUGAUUGUCCUUGUUCUUCAUCAGAAACUACAACAACUGAAGUGAUUACGACACAAGAAAUGACUGAAAUCACCACAGAAAGAGUUAACACCGACAUAAUAGAAGGAACUACAGAAGAAAUGAUUACUGAAGAUGAUGAUAUUAAAACUACAAUAGGAAAUACGACGGAAUCAACCAGCACUUUGGGGGUUUCUACUGAUACUACGUCUAUUGAUGAAUGUUCUUUCAAUUCUGAUCCAAAUUACUUCACCUGUACUGUUAAAGGUAGAUUCAGAAACGCAAACGACAAGACUUGUCAAACUUAUUUCUUGUGUAACAUCCUCAGUAGUGGUCGUGUCAUACAAACCAAAUAUUCUUGUCCAACUAAUUCUUAUUUCAAUCCCGAAAAGCAACUUUGCGAUGCAGAUUAUGAUUGCCCUUGUUCUUCAUCAGAAACUACAACAACUGAAGUGACUAGCACACAAGAAAUGACUGAAAUCACAACAGAAAGAGUUAAAACCGUCAUAAUAGAAGGAACUACAGAAGAAAUGAUUACUGAAGAUGAUGAUAUUAAAACUACAAUAGGAAAUACGACGGAAUCAACCAGCACUUUGGGGGUUUCUACUGAUACUACGUCUAUUGAUGAAUGUUCUUUCAAUUCUGAUCCAAAUUACUUCACCUGUACUGUUAAAGGUAGAUUCAGAAACGCAAACGACAAGACUUGUCAAACUUAUUUCUUGUGUAACAUCCUCAGUAGUGGUCGUGUCAUACAAACCAAAUAUUCUUGUCCAACUAAUUCUUAUUUCAAUCCCGAAAAGCAACUUUGCGAUGCAGAUUAUGAUUGCCCUUGUUCUUCAUCAGAAACUACAACAACUGAAGUGACUAGCACACAAGAAAUGACUGAAAUCACAACAGAAAGAGUUAAAACCGUCAUAAUAGAAGGAACUACAGAAGAAAUGAUUACUGAAGAUGAUGAUAUUAAAACUACAAUAGGAAAUACGACGGAAUCAACCAGCACUUUGGGGGUUUCUACUGAUACUACGUCUAUUGAUGAAUGUUCUUUCAAUUCUGAUCCAAAUUACUUCACCUGUACUGUUAAAGGUAGAUUCAGAAACGCAAACGACAAGACUUGUCAAACUUAUUUCUUGUGUAACAUCCUCAGUAGUGGUCGUGUCAUACAAACCAAAUAUUCUUGUCCAACUAAUUCUUAUUUCAAUCCCGAAAAGCAACUUUGCGAUGCAGAUUAUGAUUGCCCUUGUUCUUCAUCAGAAACUACAACAACUGAAGUGACUAGCACACAAGAAAUGACUGAAAUCACAACAGAAAGAGUUAAAACCGUCAUAAUAGAAGGAACUACAGAAGAAAUGAUUACUGAAGAUGAUGAUAUUAAAACUACAAUAGGAAAUACGACGGAAUCAACCAGCACUUUGGGGGUUUCUACUGAUACUACGUCUAUUGAUGAAUGUUCUUUCAAUUCUGAUCCAAAUUACUUCACCUGUACUGUUAAAGGUAGAUUCAGAAACGCAAACGACAAGACUUGUCAAACUUAUUUCUUGUGUAACAUCCUCAGUAGUGGUCGUGUCAUACAAACCAAAUAUUCUUGUCCAACUAAUUCUUAUUUCAAUCCCGAAAAGCAACUUUGCGAUGCAGAUUAUGAUUGCCCUUGUUCUUCAUCAGAAACUACAACAACUGAAGUGACUAGCACACAAGAAAUGACUGAAAUCACAACAGAAAGAGUUAAAACCGUCAUAAUAGAAGGAACUACAGAAGAAAUGAUUACUGAAGAUGAUGAUAUUAAAACUACAAUAGGAAAUACGACGGAAUCAACCAGCACUUUGAAGGUUUCUACUGACACUACGUCUAUCGAUGAAUGUUUUUUCAAUUCUGAUCCAAAUUACUUCACCUGUACUGUUCAAGGUAGAUUCAGAAAUGCAAACGACAAGACUUGUCAAACUUAUUUCUUGUGUAACAUUCUGAGUAAUGGUCGUGUCAUACAAACCAAAUAUUCUUGUCCAACUAAUUCUUAUUUCAAUCCCGAAAAGCAACUUUGCGAUGCAGAUUAUAAAUGUCAAUGUUCAUCUUAAUAAUUGAUUUUGUAAAGUAAUAAUAUUUAUGAUUUUAUACGUCUAUUUCAACGUUCAUAAUAAUUACAUUGUAUUAAAAUAUUUUCUUAUAAUUAUACUGAUUAUCCAAAAAAA
Diorhabda sublineata is the source of this 8086-nucleotide messenger RNA. RefSeq names its product serine-rich adhesin for platelets-like. The record is from RefSeq and is a predicted model, not a curated record. Lineage: Eukaryota; Metazoa; Arthropoda; Insecta; Coleoptera; Chrysomelidae. The transcript has 2 exons. Bases 80 to 7972 code for a protein of 2630 amino acids. Gene Ontology annotation, molecular function: chitin binding. Gene Ontology annotation, cellular component: extracellular region.